Elgaria multicarinata webbii is the source of this 4288-nucleotide messenger RNA. RefSeq names its product LUC7 like (gene LUC7L). The record is from RefSeq and is a predicted model, not a curated record. Gene Ontology annotation, molecular function: mRNA binding. NCBI's taxonomy places the organism in Eukaryota, Metazoa, Chordata, Lepidosauria, Squamata, Anguidae. Gene Ontology annotation, biological process: mRNA splice site recognition. Bases 1304 to 2371 code for a protein of 355 amino acids. Gene Ontology annotation, cellular component: U2-type prespliceosome; U1 snRNP. The transcript is spliced from 10 exons.
AGAGGCCAUUGGCGGCCACCACCGUUGGAGACUAGAGGGACUUUUGGUUUGGACCAAAGCUAUUGCUUAAUGAUAUGGAUCAAGCCAAAGGUCAGACCAGUCCGGCCAGUUUAAAACUUGGCCGUGUGGCAGGUAAUGUGGGUGGUGAAGUUCUUCAGGCACAGCUCUCCGAGCAGGAUAGCCAAGUCCCCCGGCACCUGCGUCAUCACAUCCUCUAGGUGUGCCAACCCAAAUGCCUGCCAAAGCAGGUGGUGUCGCUCUUGACGUAACAUCCGAUCCCUGGAAACAUCUGCUCAGUAGCAUAAAACACUGGUACAGAUGGUGUGAGCGGAAGAAUCAGGCUUUCAGAGUAACAUAAGAUCUCUAGUGUGUUCAGUACAUUUCUAGGGCUUUUUGGAAAGCACCAGUAAGGAAUACAUAUGACAUUAAUUUCUGUAACCUGGACAGUUUCAUCUGCCUAAAACAUAAGGCUUUAAAUGCCAGAUUGGUCAGCUAUAGCUCUGUGUCAUGAGCUAAAAGCUUGACUUCUCUGGUCUUAUGUGGUGAGGCUUUUCUUUUGUAGACUCGCCUGUAGAGGUAAUGCUUCGUGUGUAAAAACACGGAAGGAGGCCUGUUCUGCAUAGAAACAGGACUUUAGUGUGUGCUCCAGGAAAAAUAUUAUCGCCCUUGAAAAGCUGUGCAUUCCUGAAAAGGUUUGUAUCUGCUUCCUUACCUGAAUCGGCAACUAAAAGCCUGGCACAUUUGCAGAACUCUGCAGAUAACUUUUUGCACUUUGUUUCGUAAGUGAAUAAGUGCUCGCUCUUUCUUUGUGUAUUUGAGUUGCUUUUGAAUUGCUUCCCAUAUUUUUAUUUCAUACAAACUGAACAAUUGUGGCCCCUCUAUUUUAUUUAUAAAGGUUCAGUGUAUCUUUGCCUGCCUACAUCAAUCUGCAAGGGAGUUGCAGAAAAGCCUCAUGUUCAUCGAGCCGUGAGUCACAACCAAUUUUUAAAGCUGUUAUAACAAAAAAAAAAGUGUUUGCUGCUUUUUUCACGAGUAACUUUAAAAGUGUAGCUUAGAAAAGAAGGAAAAAGGGAAAAAAACAUUUUCAAGUAGACACAACAUUUAUCCUGGAUGCUUGCAAAUCCUGAUCUAUAGUCAUACACAGACUAGCUUUUUAAAAACAAUUGUCACAUACAUUACCACUUUGCCUUUACUUUUUAUGUAUCAUUCCCCUGACUUCCUUACUGCAGGUAUGGGCAAGAAAACUUUUCCUUUAAAACUUUUCAACAGCGGGCAUAAAAUUCUGCAGCUGAGGUCUUGAAGAAUGCAGAUGGGAGAUGAAACCAGACAAAGGGUGAAGUUUACAGAUGAACGGGUCUGCAAGAGCCAUCUUCUGGACUGUUGCCCUCAUGAUAUUCUAGCAGGGACACGCAUGGACCUGGGAGAGUGUACAAAAAUUCAUGAUUUGGCACUAAGAGCAGAUUAUGAGAUUGCAAGUAAAGAGAGGGACCUGUUCUUUGAGCUGGACGCAAUGGAUCACUUGGAAUCUUUCAUCGCUGAGUGUGACAGAAGAACUGAACUGGCUAAGAAACGACUUGCAGAAACACAGGAGGAGAUCAGUGCUGAGGUGGCGGCAAAGGCAGAAAAGGUGCAUGAACUAAAUGAAGACAUUGGGAAACUCCUGGCUAAAGCUGAGCAGCUGGGAGCUGAAGGGAAUGUGGACGAAUCCCAGAAGAUACUGAUGGAAGUUGAGAAAGUUCGAGCAAAGAAGAAAGAAGCAGAGGAAGAAUAUCGUAAUUCUAUGCCUGCGUCCAGUUUCCAGCAACAGAAGCUGCGUGUCUGCGAGGUCUGCUCUGCAUACCUUGGUCUCCAUGACAACGACCGUCGGCUCGCUGAUCACUUUGGAGGCAAAUUGCAUUUGGGCUUCAUUCAGAUCCGGGAGAAACUGGACCAGUUGCGGAAAACGGUAGCGGAAAAACAGGAGAAAAGGAACCAGGACCGGCUGAGGCGCAGAGAAGAAAGAGAACGUGAAGAGCGCAUGGGCCAACGGUCUGGAUCAAGAAACAGAGAUCGCAGAAGGUCUCGAUCUCGGGAGCGGAGGCGGAGGCGUUCGAGAUCCGCUUCUCGUGAGAAGCGGAAGUCCCGCUCCAAGUCCCGAGAACGGGAGAGGCACAGGCGCCACCGCAGCCGUUCCCGCAGCCAUAGCCGAGGCCACCGGCGGGGAUCCAGAGACAGGAGUUCGAAACACAAAUCUUCUAGAGAUCGGUCUUCAAGGGAGAAAUCGCGGGAGAAAGACAAGAAAGAGAAGAGCUCUUCUGAAAGACGGCAUGAGGGCACCAAUGGCAAAUCUCGCUCGAAGAGGUCUGAGGAGAGGGAAGCCGGCGAGAUCUGAACCCCGUCGAGAUACGCAUUGUACUGUAUAUAGUCUUGAGAAACAUUCUACACAGCCGAAAAUUCCCAUUUAUAUAACUGAAUACAGCACAUCUUUUGUAGUUCUGAAUUUCUAUUGUUUCUGCAGGUAGCAAAGCUGGUAGUGUAACAGUUCCCUGCCCUUGACUAGGACUCUGUUUUUAAUAGGAAGAACCAGGCCCAACAGCCAGUCUUCGUCACAGAUUAGUGAUUUAAACAGAAGGCAGCAGCUGAAAGCGAGCCCUGUGGGUGGGAUGGUUUGUAACCUGCUGUAAAAACUCAUGCCCCUUCCUGCCUACUUCAAAGCGUCACUUGCCUUUCUAUUGCAGAAUACGUUCGUCACAUACUGAAGCAUCUCAGCAGUGCUGGUGCUUUCCUCGGGCUCCCUUCUCUAGACAUGGCAAGCUCAUCUUAACAUUUCCAGUACUGAAGACUAUACGCUAAAUAUACACAAGCCAAACCGGUCAAAAGUUUAACUUAACACAGCAACCUGGGUUAAGGGAGUGGUUUUGGGACAGCUGGUACAACAUGGCACAGUAUUCUCUCUCUCUUUGGUAGUUGCAUUUGCAACCUGAUGAAUUAGUACAGAAUUAAAAUUUAAGUGGAAGUUUAUUGGAUUAUUUUGUCCAUCACUCAACUCAUCGGUGAAGUUUUACAGCUCGCGUAUUGUUUUCACGCCCCAGGGCUUCGUUUUUCUGAACCUGCCUCGUGAGUCCUGAUUUGCAGGUUGGAAGUACUGAACCCGCUGGGUAUAAAUAUUUAUUGCCUGUCGGAGAGGCCCUAAUUUAGCUGGAAUGUGGUUUUUUUGCAGCGCGCAGUCACCGAUACUUUGGAGUGCUCUUGAAAAGGAGCUGCCUGAAACCAUUCUAUUAAGGAACAGCUCUUACAACGGGCUCUGCCCAUUUGGCAGAUGAGAUUCGCGGAACUGGCAUGAGCCGCCCUGUUGUAGGGUGAAUAAACAGCCCCCCCAUGCCUAGGUUGAUGGAUGGGCUACAGAGAGUGAGAAGCUAUUUCUGUUGGUUGGUUGGCUGAGCAAAUUGCACUGCAGGCCGCUGUGGGAAGCUGCACUUGCAAUGACAGAUUUUCUGGGGUAAAGGAGCGUAAUCUUAGUCACGAUGUACUUAUGCCUAUUUUAAUAAGUGCUUGCAGCAGCUGAAUUAUAACACAGGGUCAGUGAAGACAGACAUAAGCAGGGUUAGCUGUGUCCAGUGUACUUAGAAUUUUUGACUUCCUUUUGCUUUGUAUAAUUAUCUGCUCAUUUGCUGGUCCAUUCCCGUUUAUCUCCUCUCCCCAAUCACGCCUGGCAGUCUUCCCCCCCCCCCCCUUUGCUUUGCUUCAUCUACAAAAUGGCAAGGGUUAAGAGAAUUGUGUUCAUCUUAAUGCGUAUUUAGAGUUACCCCUUUUUUGUUCUGCUGUCACUACUGAAUUCUGUCUCCGCUAAGAAAAGCCGUUGGGAUGGGUUCUCUAGUCCUUUGGUUUCAUGCGUGUGGCUGCUUUCGGAAUCUAUGAACCGCCUGAAGGGCAGCACCAAACAGAUGCCUUUGCUCCGAGGGAAUUGGCCUCCGUUUUGAUUUCGACUUACAGCUUCACACAUGCAACUCCCGUUGAGAUGAAGUAUUUGGCCAUGCUCAAACCUAGGGCACGCAUGCCUUUGGAUCUGGGCCCAGUAAGAGAAGCCGGCAAGGUACAUCACAUUAAGUGUACAAAGUAUUAGGAAUCCAUCCCUGAGUGGAAUUUUUAUGUUUGGUAUUUGCAGUUGAGCGGUUUGAUCCUUAACAGCACUUUUUUUUUUUCCUCUCUUGCCUUUGAGGAGUUUUGGUCUAAGUAACAAAGAUGUAAGUAAAAAUGCUUUUCUCUUGCCAGUCUGAUUCACAUUAAAAGCUUAUCUUUGUGGCUUGGA